Messenger RNA from Parastagonospora nodorum SN15, 1395 nucleotides. RefSeq lists its product as hypothetical. The coding region runs from base 1 to 1395 and encodes 464 amino acids. The record is from RefSeq and is a predicted model, not a curated record. NCBI's taxonomy places the organism in Eukaryota, Fungi, Ascomycota, Dothideomycetes, Pleosporales, Phaeosphaeriaceae. Gene Ontology annotation, cellular component: peroxisomal membrane; peroxisomal importomer complex. The transcript has a single exon. Gene Ontology annotation, molecular function: protein binding; ubiquitin-protein transferase activity; zinc ion binding. Gene Ontology annotation, biological process: protein monoubiquitination; protein import into peroxisome matrix.
AUGGAGUUCCUGCCGACCCUCCAGAAUGGCAUAGACGACCUCAAACCCUCCCUCUUCGAACUCCUGUCCGAACAACAACUCGCAUCCCUGCUCCCGCCGUCUCUCCGCUACCUCCUCGCCAUCUCCACCCAUCGCUACCCGCGCUACCUGCUGCCCGUUCUCAACUCCUUCGAUGAGGUCUACGCACUGGUCAUGCUCCUGGUGGAGCGCCACUUUCUCCGAACCUAUGGCGGCUCGUUCACGGAGAACUUCUACGGAAUGAAGCGUGCACGUGUGCUGCGAGUAAAGGGGGGUGAGAUUCCGCGCGCACAGCUGGGCGCCAGCGACACAGUCCGGGAAGCAGUGAAGCUCGGAGAUGGCGACAUAUGGAAGAAUUUGGCAGUCCUGGUCGGUAUGCCGUGGCUGAAGAGGAAGUUUGACGAAGGAUACGAUGUACACGCCGCCCAUGCGAACCUGCUGGGGCCAGGGUACAACAGAGACAGAGAUGGCUUAAGAGCUGGAGCAACCAUCAAGGAGAGGUUCAUGUUCUACUACAAGUGGUUUCUACGGAACAUAUACCCCAGCGUCAACGCCGCCUACUACUUCUCCCUGAUCGUCUUCAACAUGGCCUAUCUGUUCGACGGAACAAAAUACCAUUCGCCUUUCCUCUGGAUCAUCGGCACGCGAAUACGAAGACUGGGCGCUGCGGAUCAUGCAGCCAUUGAGCAGGCCACUGCGCCGAGGAAGGUCGGACCCGCACGGCCUGGAGAAGGAGGCUCCAUGUUCUCCCCAAGGAACAUGGCGAGGAGUGUGCAGCCCAGACUAUUGAGUUCGCUGAAGAUACUGCUCCCCACCAGCAUCUUCGCCCUGAAGUUCCUAGAAUGGUGGCAUGCUUCAGAUUUUGCAAGGCAGCUAUCGAGAAAGGCCGCCGAGAACAUUGAGCUACCACCUCCAGUAUUACCCUCUCUCCCAUUAGCUACGAAAAGGGAAGAAUCCGACCCCAACAAGAAGCAACGACCCUCGACUGCAUCCUCGGAAAAGCAGCAACGGAUUGACCCCAUCAUCUCUUCGACUACCCUCCUCCCCAUCCUCACUGUACCUACACCGCCAUCCUCAACCCUUUGUCCCAUUUGCGUAGCGCCCAUCGUCACACCCACAGCUUCACCUACAGGUUUCGUCUAUUGCUAUACCUGCAUACACCGCUGGGUACAAGGCGACCAUGAGCGUCAAGUCGCCUUUAUGGAAGGCGCAGCUGGUUUCCAGGGAGACGUUGACAGUGCUGACAUGGAGGACGAGGGCUGGAGCAAGGAGGAAGGAAGCCGAGAGGGCAGAUGGGAGAGUGGAAAGGGCAGGGAUGCGGUGACAGGGAGGAGAAUAUUGGGAGGAACAGAGGGUUUGCGGCGAGUCGUUGUAUAG